CUCUGCCUGCUCAACAAAGGCUGGAGAGAAUAUGCAAAGCCCUAGCAGCCCCCAGGGCCGCUGUUGCCCGUCCCCUCCCUCUUCCCCAGUCAGCGAAGCAAAGAGUGACGGGGCUAGAAACAUGUGGGUGUUCGGAUAUGGCUCUCUCAUCUGGAAGGUGGAUUUUCCUUACGAGGACAAGAUGGUAGGAUACAUCACGGGCUACAGCAGGCGGUUCUGGCAAGGCAGCACGGAUCACCGUGGAGUGCCGGGCAAGCCUGGAAGAGUUGUGACACUUAUUGAAGAUCCUGAGGGCUGUGUAUGGGGUGUUGCAUACAAACUGCCAAUAGGACAAGAAGUUGAAGUAAAAGCCUAUCUUGAUUUUCGAGAGAAGGGUGGAUAUAGGACUACAACUAUUGUCUUCUAUCCCAAAGAUCCUGCAGUGGAACCUUUUAAUGUGCUAUUAUAUAUUGGAACCUGUGAAAACCCUAACUACCUCGGACCUGCACCCCUAGAAGAAAUUGCCGAACAGAUUUUUAAUGCAGUUGGUCCUAGUGGAAGAAAUACAGAAUAUCUAUUUGAACUCUGCAAUUCCCUCAGGGAUCUUGUACCAGAAGAUGUGGAUGAACAUGUUUUUACUUUAGAGAAACUGGUAAAGAAACUAUUGGAAGAAGAGCAAAACAAACCUGUAUAACAAUCACUUUGCAAACAGUUUCUUCACUAUCAGACUAAGUUUAUUCCGUUUAUAUUGUUUAUAUAAUUUGGAAAUUAGCCAUCAAAAUUUUAAAAAAAUUAAUUUUCAUAUUUCAUUGAGGCAUCACUGUCCUUGGGCAAUAGAGAUUUUUAAAAUGAUAUUUAAAUUUAAGAAGGAACUUUGAAUUUCCAUAAAGUUUUAAAAAUGCUUUUCUGUUCAUUUCUCAAAUUUGAAUAACUUAGGCCUGAUUUAAGUUGAAGGGAACCUUUCUUAACUUUAAAUUAUUAGAUUUUGUUUUCCUUUCAAAAAAAAAGUUUUGAACUAGAUUCUUCACUUAGGUAUGGAUGCAGUCCUAUGCACAAAAGGAAGUCCUUUCAACAAAGAAAGAAAUGCAUAGGAUUGAGUGAUGUGUGUUGGCAUAAAUGUCAGUAUAUUCCUUCAAAAAUGUUUCCAAUUGGAUUUGUGGAUUUCAGCACUGAGAGAAAAAUUCUUUGUACACUUGUUUAGGAUUAAGUCCAACAUGGUACAAAGUAAAUAUGUGUAGGGAUUACAUUGUAAAUGGCAAUUAUAUCUAUAUGAGGGGCCUGGAUUAUUUGUACACCUGUUUGAAACGUAUUGCUUAUUAUAUAUUUAUCAUUUCGUUUCACUUGCCCAAAUUCAAUAAUUUAUAUAUAACUAUUUGCUUAGUGAUAAGAGGAUGAAAUAGUUACAAAUGAAAGGAAACAGCACUUUGCAUUCAUGGUUUCAAUAUCUUCAGAGACGAUAUAUACUGGUAUCACAAGGCUUUCUCUCAUUUUUUUGGAAAAUAACUGUAAUCAGGGAAACAACUUGAAUCUAGAGUAAUAAGUAAUGUAACAAAAUUCCUAUCCAUAAUCAUUGGGCAUUUUUAGAGAUAGUCAAAUUUGCCCUUAUCCCAGUAAUUAGAGCUCCAUAAAUUAAAAUUCACAAUAACCCUUUGUUCAACCUUUACUAUGCAAGCAUGAUUUGGUCACCAAUACCUAAUGCUAUAGUUUCACAACUUCUUGCUUCUAAACACACAAUAACACAUUGAGGUACAAGAAUAUUUCUUCUUCAAUUUUUGUUUUUAGUGACAAUCCUUAGUUUUUAUAAAUUUCUAUGCAUUUGUAAAGCUUUCAUUAUGAAGACUGCACUUCUCUUUGUAUACUCUAAUUGGAAAAAUUUGGAAGUAUAUGGAUUAUGUAGCCCAGCCCAUUUGAAAAGCAGAGGAUCAGCAUUUGCAAUACAAGAGCACAUUUUUGACACUUACUCUAUAGUAAUUCCUUUUUGCCUCAAACAGAAGAACAGGAUUAUUGUUUCUAUAAGGACUGGCAGAGAUCUGGCAAGCAUCUAAAUAAGGAAUAAGCUCCCUUGGAAGUCAAACUUCCUCAGAAAAUAUUGGCACAUAACUUGCAGCAUAGGUUUUGAACGAAAAUUUACGCUGCAAAUUUCCAAGUCUAGUUAUCAUUAAUUAGCAUAGUUUUAGUUGUACCGGAUAACUUAUUAUAAUUAACUUAAUUAUAUUUUCUAUUAACAAUUUGGAAAUGCUUGCUAGAAUUUUUCACUGAAAUAACCACUGCAGUGAUAAACCUGUCAGUAAACAAAGGAAAAUACAUGAGCUAUUAUAUGUCUCUUAAAGACAUAUACAAAUGUUAUUAUAACUCCCCCCAUAGACAAGGAUUUCAAACUAUAGCUGGCCAGUAAAUACCCUUUAAAAAUUCUAAUUGUGCAUCUCUCUCCCAUAGUGCUUUGAACUUGAUGUUUAUUGAAGAUUGUAUUACAUAUACCUAGGCCAUCUGUCACAAUAUUUUUGAAACCAUGUCAAAGUAUUUAUUUGAGAGUCCAAAUUAAAAUUUACACCAGGUAAGCAAACACUGUUGAUUUAGUUUAAAUCAAAUCAGCCAGUUUUAUUUGCAUCCAGAAGGCCCAUAAGUAACUUACAAACACAAUAUAAAUUUAAACUAUUAUAUCCAAUGUCAAAUUUAGAUUAUCUUUCUAAGUUGCUUUUGGAUCUUUUGGCUGUAAAUAAAAUUGAUUGAUUUAGCUAAAUGUACCUCUUUUUGGGGGGAUUCUGUACUUAAGAGUUCAAGGGUAAAUUGCACAGUAAAUUGCCGGGACUUUUAAACAUUCUCAACUUCUACUAAAUUGUUAUCUGCUGCGUUAACUUGAUGAUGAUCUCAUAACAACAAAAAACGUUUCCGUCCCAACUAUGCAUGUACAUCUCACAGUUUCAGUUCUUUUCUUUAAACUUUCAACAAAAGCAUAAACUGGUUCUAUGUUUCUGUCAUUUUCAUAAUGAAACUUGUAUGAUUUUGCAUUAGUAAUACAACAACUAUGAUUUAAGCC
This is a messenger RNA of Pantherophis guttatus, 3016 nucleotides long. RefSeq names its product ChaC glutathione specific gamma-glutamylcyclotransferase 2 (gene CHAC2). Gene Ontology annotation, molecular function: glutathione specific gamma-glutamylcyclotransferase activity. NCBI's taxonomy places the organism in Eukaryota, Metazoa, Chordata, Lepidosauria, Squamata, Colubridae. The record is from RefSeq and is a predicted model, not a curated record. Gene Ontology annotation, cellular component: cytoplasm. Gene Ontology annotation, biological process: glutathione catabolic process.